UCCCUCCCUCCCCUGGCACCACGUGUCUCUCUCCCCGGGCUGGGCCUGCCCCGGGGCGGGGGCGCCAACGUCAUGCCGUUGCCCCGGGAGACGGCAGUAACAAUUGCCCGGCCGGGCUAGUGCCGGUGGGCGGCGGGACGGGCCGGAGCGAGGGCAGGUGCUGCAGGCUUCUGGGUGGCCUCUGCAUACUAAGAUGCAAGCGCUCCCACGACAACAUCUAUAAGCCAUUACACAUUCCAGGGAGGAGGCCUUUGUCAGCAAGGAGGGGGAAAAAUGAAUGAGGUGAAGGAGAGUCUGAGAAACAUAGAGCAGUACUACAAACUCUUCCAGCAGCAGCAGUUUACAUUUGUCGGAGCACUGGAACACACCCGAGAGAAUGCCCAUGACAAGAUCAGGCCUGUGGCAAGCAUUGGACAGGUGCAGAGCUACAUGGAGCACUACUGUAACAACGCCACCGACAGGCGCAUCCUCCUCAUGUUCUUGAGCAUCUGUGAAGAUCUGACCAUGCUCUGUCAGAAGCUAGAAGCUGUGCACCCUGGUAACAGCAUCACAAACAGCAUUUUGGAAAAAUGCAAGGUGCUUCUCAGCCACAGCAACAACCUGAGCAACAUUCGAGCCAAGUACCCCCAUGAUGUGGUGAAUCACCUGAGCUGCGAUGAAGCAAGGAAUCACUACGGAGGGGUGGUGAGCCUCAUUCCUAUAGUGACAGACUACAUGAAGGAAUGGAUGGCCCAUGCUGAGAAGCUACCUCGGCACGUCCUGCAUGACGUGAGUGACCAAAGGGCUGGUUCUCAGGUGAAAGCACGGCAGGAGGCAUCAGCAAGGGCAGUGGCUCUCCCAGGUCUGCCUCCUGCUUCCCACGUGGCCACUCAGACUUUGGUUAGUUGCAGAAACCGUGCACAAGACCAGAGAAGUAAGGAUGGUAAAAAGCACUUGAGACCAGGGAGUCACACUGGGAGAUUUCUCAAUGGUCCCUGGAAGCCACCUGGUAAACACUCCUUUUAAAGAGCCAAAACUUCUCUCCUAUGCAUAGCAGGGCUGAUUAUAUGUGGUCUCUAGUAUCCACUUCAGUCAUUCCCUUCCCUUUUUUAACCCAAGGUCUGGAUGGCUCAUCCUGAAGUCUUUUGAAGCAGAUAACCUACCCUCCUCCUCUGAUUCAUCCCCUGCUUCCUCUUUCCAGGAAAGCCACAUCUCAAUAGAAUGGCAUCACAUAUUCCCCCUUGAAAGGCCUGGUGGCAAGAGUAGGGGAUGCACUCAGGACUAAGCCACAUUUUCACUUUCACAGCUGCUGUGUAGUGAGCAAGUCACUUGAGGCUCAAUGCACACAAUUUCCUAUCAAAUAUUUUGGGGUUAGUAGGAAAUGGGUCCCUAACACAAAGUUGCAUGUUAUCCCAAGCAUAAGCCCAUAGCAUUGUCUCACCCAGUGAAGAUCAUGGGCCAAACGGUCUUCAGUUGCACACGGUCCAUUUCUUGACCUUCAGUGGGGAUGCAGAGGUGUCCCUGAGGACAGAAUUUGAUCCUGCAGUUGAAGUGUGGUUAGUUGAUGGAACCCGAUAUAAGCCAGCUCACUCUUCUAGAGCUGCAAUAGUCCAGCAGGGCUAACAGGAGACAUUAUCACUAUAGCAAUGCAUGAGACUCCAGAAGAGAAAGCAGAUUUGCUCAUUUUCAUCAUAUCUCUGCAAAACAGAACAGCGCUUUAAGGUCUCUGUGCCUCUGCUUUUCUUUCUGUAACAAGGCCAUGGUUUACCUGGCUCACAGGGCUUUUUGUAAAGCAUGGUUUAUUAACAGUUGUAAGGUAUUUGAGAUCAGUCAAUGGUAUAUAGAAGGGUAUAAAUCAUAGAUGUUCUGCAGAGGCCAAGGAGCCAGCUAAUUUUCCAAAGCCAUGUGAUAGGGGCCAGUCUGCUCCUAGGCUUUUUUUCCCUUAGAGCCGCCACUUAAGAGUUAUUGGUAUUGCUAAAGCACUGCUAGUGAAGUUCUUAACAUGAUCACCACAGCACAAUGUCUAAUUUCCCUGCAUCUGCUUGCUCUUUUCCCCUUCUACAGGCCUAUUAGCUCCUGCUCUCCUUGCCUCCUGCCAGAAGACACACCUGAAUAAAACCAUUUCCCUUGCAUGCAUGGCUCUGUUUGCCAAAAUGAUAGGAGUGCUUUUACCCUAAGGUGAUUAGAUUUUUGCAACAAGCAUCAGCUGAGACAGGAAGGUUGGACCAGGGAGUGGCAGGAGGAAGUAGCAAUGUAGAAAGAUUAGGGCGCAACUACAGGUAAACCAUCAUUCCACCUUUUCUGUCAUGCUCAGUUCUCCCCAUUUUCUGUCCCACAGACACUUGACCAGCUUGGAGCUGGAAGGAAUAUCUUCAGCAAACUUUAUUUUUUAGGACAAAGAUCCUGCUCAGUUGAAAUGAGCUGGAAUUCUAAAAGAAGAGGAGGUAGAGGCUGUUCAGCAGACAUAGCUGCUAAUGGGAUGCUAGGAAAAAAAAAAAUCAGCCUGUCCAACUUGGACUAUGUAAUAAUUGCUGUGCCAUAGAGGUGGCUUAAGUUGGGGAGGGGGAAAAAAAGCAAAGCUUCUAAAAAGCACUGAUUAGAAUAUAAAGGUUGAAGAAGUGGGGGGGGGAGGGGAGGAGGAGAAGGAGAAGAUGGAGCACUGCUGAGAGAGGCAAGGUGGGUAGGAGAAAGAAAAAAAAAAGUAGCUGAUCCGUUGAGGGACAUAGAGGUCACAAAAGCUAAUCCAGGUAAUGGGAUAAGAAUCCAUAGUCUUCUUGGAUACUCCAUACUUAACAAUCCAGUCUGUGGAUGAUUUCUUGUUCUGCCAUUUCCUGUUUAAGUUACUUUUAGAAGGUUUUUUGUCUAAGUUUUGUUGUCCACUCGGAGUUCAGCAAUGGAAGUCCAGGGAGGUUAAAGUGUUCAGCCAAAGACUUGUGCGUCUUCCUAGAAUCAAUGUAAAAUACAUUAGGACAGCCACAGCAGGUGUCACCUACCGGGCAUUUCACAAUUGGCAACUAACUUUCAUGAGUGGGCAAAUAUCUUACCUCCCUUAGAUGGGCAAACUGGGACACAGACUUACCAAAUGACUUGCUCAAAGCCACAGAAGUAACACUAGAACUCUAUUAAUUGCUCCCUGUGCUGUGCUCACACCACACCUAUAUUCCUUUAACAUCUGAAAACUGUUUUAUUUUUUUUUAACAAUCUUCCAGGUGGCAUAAACUUGAAACCUUGGGUUAUUACCAAAUUUAUCACAUUAAUCUGGGAGAUUAUAUUAACUUGCUCUGCUUACCUAUUAUGCAGGUAACCCAACUGUAUUGAUGUAGUUAGAUUACCUGUAUAAUAGCCCCCUCCUAGGUCUCCCUCAAAACUAUGGUGCCCAACAGCUUAACUCAGCAGGCCAUUAUGAUUUGACAGAGAUCCUGAUAUAUGCAGGAUCUCAGAUCUUUGUACAAAUGAUCAACUCCAAAACUAACUUCCCUCCAUCCUCAAAACCACUCCUACACACUGAAAACUCAUCAAGGACCCUCGCAUAAGAAACAUGUCACUGUAUAACGACACGUUAUGCAUCAAGUUUAACAUGACAGCGGUCUCAAGGCACAUCUCAAAAAAAGUACUUGCCUGAAAACAAUUCACGCAAGGUCUCUGUACAAUGGAUGAGGAUCACAUGAAAGAUCAAAGCUUGAUAGGUUAAUGCAAAAAUCCUUCUUUAAAAAUUUAGCACCAGCCUUAGCUAUGGAGAGAAUGUACCAUCUUUUCAUCAUCCAGUUAAUGGCUUUAGGAAUUUAACACAGAAUUGUAGUAAAGUUCAGCUUUAACUUGAAACUUGGAAGACAAAAAAAGCAGCCUGGCAGGCAGCCAAACUAACUUACCUGACGAUCUCUUAGGAAGCAACUGACAAACAAAGCUUCCUUGCUUUUCCUGUGAAAGACUGAAAUACAGAUACAAGCCAGCUAUAUAGGAUUCCAAAACAAUUCAGCUGCAUCUCAACUAACAAGCUACUCAAAUGCUACGACCUGACUUAGACAGGGGAAGAAAAACAAAAAAGGCUUUUGUCAACCAGUAUACAAAUCUAAAUGCUCUUUACGUUGAAGACUUGGUUUUUAAUGUGUUUAGGAUUUGAGACACAGGUAUAGAAGCAGGAUCCUGUUGGGUCACAAAGAGUUGAGGUAGAAGUACCGUUGUCAGCUGGAGAAAGUCAGAGUUGGACUGGACUUUGAAAGCCGUCAAGAUGACAGUAGAGAAAAACUAGCAGGGAACUUACAGAAAGCACCUCAAAAGCAUAGUUUAGAAUGAGGUGGCAGAGUCAUGGAGGCCUCUAGUGGUCAGGUUUUCAAAGCAGCUUUCAAGGAAGCAAAUAGAAACAAACCAGCCUGUAGACAGCAGCUCAACAGGGAAAGCCAGGUGUGUAGAAAGGAAUGCAAGAGGAACCAUGAGUUCGGAGGAAAGCUGCAGUAACUGUGGACUGGGAUUAAUUUCUGAUCAGGGUUCCUGCAAAGUUCAGCCCUUAGUUUGAAUGUAAAUUCAGAAGGUAGCUGGAUAAUUCACUACUUGCUCAUUUCCCAGGUUAUUCGGUAAAAUAGCAAGUAUCUUUUUAAAAACCAGGCCAUUGCACCAAUAAGUUGAAGUGGGUGAAAUUAUAAAUCAGGAUUCAAGGAGCAAUACUUUCUCAGUUUCAGGAAAUGAAAUGAAAUGAAAUGAAUAAUUUAGUCCCGCCUACCUACUGUGCAAAGUGUUUAUUAUUCAUGGUUGUGUUUAUGAGAUACUGAGCAUCCUGCUUAGCAUUAGUAAGGAAGGAAGAUGCUUUGUAUUUCUCUUUUUGUACCUUUGUGGCAUUACUUCUGCAAAUAAUGCUCUGUUUUCCAUGCUAUGAUAAAACGCUAAAAAAAGUGAAAUCAAAACUCUUGGUUCUGGCUUUUGUCCAGUUGUAAAAUUCACUUCAACGCAGGAAGGCCCAAAUGACAUCGUCAGCAUCACCUAAACCCCACCAAUUGGGUUCAAAAAGUGUUUACUUAGGGGAGUGAAAGGCUUUGCAUCGACUUGGGAAAGUUCAUCCCUAAAUAAAAGUUUUGGGGAAGAAAUAUCACAGCGCUUCCCUCUCACUUUACCUCUCCCCCUGUGCAUUUAAAAAAAAGUGCCCGAGGAUAAAAAUUAAAAUUUUUAGCAUGAACUGUACCACUGAAGAUUCAAGUUUGAAGAACGGCUAUUUUCAAGUUGUAUUUGUACAGUUCCAACAGUGUUACGGGGGCACCAUUCAGUCUCCAAUACCACACUUUUUGCAUAUGUGAAGGUUAUUCCUUGUAUUGGAGGUUAAUCGAGGCUGUCUGCUGGUUCUUGGAGUGGACACAAUUUCAAGGGUUGUGCACGCUUCUUGUAAAUGUCUCCUAAAGGAAUGUGCGUGGACACAGCCUUACCAAAUAGCAUUAAGUGCCACAAUUCUAACUAGACAUCCAAUACAAAAAUCAGAUAUUUUAAAGAUGGGUAGCUAUACAGCCACUUGAUUUUACCUAGCUCAUUUUCAGAAGAUACCUACAACUCCUUUGCUACUUUUCAAGGUGAUGAUGACUUCACUCAUACUCAGUUUCUUUGGGAAGGCAAGUACAGCUUCCCCAAAGCUGCCAUCUGGAAUAAAACAUUUCCUUUAAGCAGGCUUUGUGGGGACGAUGGUACUUUGAGCUGCUGCGAUUCUCCACUAUCAAUGGUUGUUUGAAGGAUGAACAGCACUCAGACCGCACUCCUAUCACCCAGACCAAAGGGUAAUAACCUUAUGGAAAUUAGUUCAAUAUGCAGACUGCUUGCAGGUAAGCUCAUUGCUCACAAACACAUUUUGCUAGCUUACCUUAGAAAUGAGAGGUUUCCAAGACUUAAAAUGACAUCCAAUUUCUGUAUUAUUCAGUUAUGUCAGCAUGAAGGCUAUUUUGCACAAAAUGAAACACAUUUGCUUAUAUAGGACACUUCUGUUGUGUAACGCCCAUACUAAAGACACUCUUGUCUCAGAAAGGUGCUUUAAAUACUCCUCUGCUUUGUGCAAAGCUCAUGUUGACUCGGUGCAGAGCACCAUCAAUGCUCUGCUCACAAGGGCCAGCCUGCAGAGAGCUCAACACAAAGUAGUGCAAAACAAUACAUUUUUAUUUGUUCACAGUUAAACACAAGCAACUGCCUUGACAUUUUAGAACAUUCUAAUAAGGACAGCAAAACCUCCUUUUGGUUUAGGUUCUCUUUAGCUUAGAUUGUACCAUUUUUCCUUGCAUUUCAUAUUUAUGGCAUUUAAUGUGGAUUGUUUAACAUGCUUACAAAGAGCGAGGCAGGGAACAGAUCAACUUUCGACAAUGACAGCAUCUUUAGAUUUAACUAAAAGCAAUCAGUUAAAAAAAAAAAUCUGUUUCCACUUCACUGAUGGAAUCCCUUUAAAUAAACUGCAAGUUAACUACAUACAGCAGAUCCAUGAUUUUAGAUUUACAAAACAAUGGCAAAAAUUUGUUCCUCCAUAAUCUCUGUGGUCCAUAGAUAAACCGUAAAAGUGGUUUCCAAUACCAUGCCAGUGCUAAAACCCUUUUAAAAUACAAAAGGGCCACCGACUGAUGAGCUUAUGGGAACGCAAGGACAGUUUUGCUACUACACAACAAAAACAGCCCUGCAACCAAAAAGUGAAUCGCCAUGUAGCAGCCUAGUCCACAAACACUCUGAGAAAUGAAAAGGAUGGUCUAGUGGAUUCCUGUAAAAGCUGCAUCCAGUUGCUGAGCCAGCCCUUUCAAGGGCCAUGUGCAAACCAUUUGCUUUUGAGGGACCAGAACUUGGUAGGGGCGAGGGGAAGAAAGCCUCCAAAUCUGCAUAGAAUCCUUUUCUACUGCAGCAAUCAUGCAAUCUUAGUCUACAGACUUGUCAGCAGAACUAGUCUGUCACGUACCACGGACCUCUGUUUUCUAUUCCACGCACAUUCGCGCUUUGACACUGCCACUGAAAUUCACCUUCACUUUCAGAGUUAGGACUGACUCAUUGAGUAGGGCAUUCAGUAUAAUGUUAAUGUCAGAGAGGCUGAAAUGUAUUUUAGACCUAGGAGUUCUGGGAGAGGUGGAAACACAAGGGAGGUACUGUCAGGGUCACAGGAAGAAAGCAGCUCUGUUUCUCAAGCUAGCAGAAUGCCAGCCUUCUUUGACAGGUUCUGUCCCUAUUUAGAGGUUAAGAAGGGGUUAAGCUACUAACACUAAGACAAGUGACAUUAUUUUUAUGGGGAGGGGAGGGAGGGAAGAGUCUUAAAAACACCUGCUGUCCACAUUAAGCAUUUAAGAAAAA
This is a messenger RNA of Alligator sinensis (Chinese alligator), 7269 nucleotides long. RefSeq names its product sperm acrosome associated 9 (gene SPACA9). The record is from RefSeq and is a predicted model, not a curated record. Gene Ontology annotation, cellular component: sperm flagellum; ciliary base; acrosomal vesicle. The coding region runs from base 274 to 1005 and encodes 243 amino acids. The transcript has 5 exons. Lineage: Eukaryota; Metazoa; Chordata; Crocodylia; Alligatoridae.